This is a messenger RNA of Camellia sinensis, 2691 nucleotides long. RefSeq names its product la-related protein 1C. Gene Ontology annotation, molecular function: RNA binding. NCBI's taxonomy places the organism in Eukaryota, Viridiplantae, Streptophyta, Magnoliopsida, Ericales, Theaceae. The record is from RefSeq and is a predicted model, not a curated record.
ACACGGGGCAUCCCCGAGCAAAGCAAAGAAGAAACGAAUAGCACAGAGAGAGAGAGAGAGAGGAGAGAGGAGAGAGAAAGCUCAUUGCAGCUCAGCAUCGUCGUCUUGAGCGCGAUCGGAAUCUCUCCGUGAUCCGCCAAGCAAUCUUUGGAACUCUCUCGGUAUUGCAUUAUCAACUCAUCAAAAUCUCAUUUGUAAAUUACCUCUUCAUUUCUCUCUCUCUCUCUCUCUAAAUUUUUUAUCGUUCUUUUUUCUUUUUUUUUUUUAAUUUGUCGAUCGACUUGUCGACCAAAAAAAUAGAGAUAGAAACCCUAAUUUGCGGCUCUGCCAUUUCAAAACCCUAAUUUCGAGAACCUUCGACUCCGAUACCCUAACUUUGAUGGCAGCAGCUGCUAAUCACUCUCCUCGUAAUUCCGGCAGCGGCGACUCCUCCGCCGCCCUCAACAGCCCACGAUCGAAGCGUGGUGCGGCGGCGCGUGCUGCCGCAUCGUCGCCGUGGAUACAGAUUGUUCGCGGCGCUGAAUCUGAAUCGAUCGUCUCCUCCUCCGCUCCUCCCGCUCCCGUGCCGGCGGCUCCUUCCUCUCCUUCAGCAUCGGCGGCGGCGGCGGCGACGGUGGCUUUAGCUUCGUCGUCGUUGUCGUCGCCAGAUGAUUCUGCUGCUGAGGCUCAGCCGGAGGGCUCUGAUAAUGCGGCUAAGAAGCCGGCUUGGAACAGGCCUUCGAAUGGUGUUGUUGAAGUUGGAACAGUAAUGGGGGCUGUUUCUUGGCCCGCUCUCUCUGAGUCUACUAGGGCUUCUCCGAAAUCGUCUUCUUCUGAUUCAGUGAGAGCUCACUCUGAUGGAUCGGUAUUAAUAUCACAGGGGACUGGGAUUGUGUCUUCUUCACAGAAACAAGUCAUCACAAACAAUACAAACCCUACUUUAACUCCAACCUCGGUAACACCCAUACGCCAGAAAUCUAUGAAGCGCAGUGGUGGGAUUUCGAGCGGAAGUGUAACCGCUAAUGGUGGAUUUCCUCAGCCACCGCCACUACCACCAGUGGGUCUAGUAGUGGAAAUGCCUUCUAAUAAUGCUGGAAAACCCGGCUCAGCUGCUGUAGAGUCAUCUCCAAGAGACCAUACACACAAGGAAAGUGGACAAAGGGGGGGCUCUGGGUCACAAACCCAUGGUGGGAAUGAUCACCCACCACACCAACGCAAUUUGUUCAAGAGAGGCAAUGCAGGCCCCCAUCCUCGUGGUGGUGAUGGUUCUUACCAUCACAAUUAUGGCGGCAGGCGGGAUCAGGACCGUGGGAGUCAUGAUUGGAGAAAUUUUAAUGGCAGAGAUGGUCACAUGCAGUCGCAAAGAUUUGUUAGGGGCUUUAUGCGACCCCCACCGCGUAGUUCUACACCGCCAUUUAUUCCUCCUCCACAAGUGCCUGUGCGAGCUUUUGGCAACCCUAUGGUUUACCCUGAAGUAGCCCCUCCGGUGAUUUAUGUUCCAGCUCCGCCUCCACCUAUUGUUGCACCAGUAACACAUCAUGCCAUCUUUUAUCCUGUCACGGAUCCACAGUUGCAAGCUAGGAUAGUGACUCAGAUAGAAUAUUACUUCAGUAACGAAAAUUUAAUUAAAGACAUCUACUUGCGGCAGAAUAUGGAUGAACAUGGCUGGGUUUCCAUUGAUUUAAUAGCAGGCUUCAACAAAGUUAUGGAUAUGACAGACAAUGUCCAGCUUAUAUUGGAUGCUGUCCGCACAUCAGAUGUAGUGGAAGUGCAGGUUGAUAAAGUUAGAAGGCGUAAUGAUUGGAGGAGAUGGAUCAUGCCUCGUUCCGUUCAGUUUCCUGCUGUCUCAAGUCCUCAAUCAGUGGGAAGGUCUAGUCAUGAUCUGCUCGCAACCAACGUCCAGAGUAUGUCACUGGAGGACAAGACAAACAAACAGGGUCAGGUUGAGGCAUUCCGAAGUAGAUCAUUGUCGGGGGAUUGGCAUAGUCAGUCUCAAUCAUCCAGUGGUGAGGGGAUAGGCCAAGCGACUGUUCAAGCUGGUUCCGAGCAUCCUGUUUCAACAAGAAGUUCAAGUAAAUGAGAAUCUUGCGCUGUUGCGCACAUUCUGUCAUGAAGGGUUUUUUGAGAAAGAUGGGGGUAUGGAGGCACUCAAUGAUGAAAUAUCUUGCAUAUUGUGUUUUUGGAGGUAAUGGUCUUGGCCUUGCCAUGGCAUGAUGAAACAUGUCUUCUAAUGGGGCAAAAUAGAAAAACAAAAUUAAAAAGGAAAAGUAAAAAGACGGAAAAACUUAUAAAAAAAAAAAAUAAGAGAAAAACAAUCGGAGGGGAAGAAAAAAAAACAAAAAACCAGAGCUGUUUAUGGCUACAAGGUAGUGAACAUGAGUUUGUUGGGAUGAUGUAUGUAUGGUUUUGGUGGGAACUGUUGUCUUUUAAUUUCAUGGUUAUUCAUUGCGACUUGGUGUUUUCCUUAGGGGGGAAUUUUGCUUCUACUUCCCCUUGCCUGCCCCUCAGCUAUUAUUAUUAUUAUUAUUAUUAUUUUUUAAUAUCUUUGGGGCCAGAUUACCUUCCGUCGAUGGGAUGAUGAAGUCAGUGGUUUCGUGAUUGUGGUUGGUUAGAGGUUGGAAGAAUUGGUCCUUAGUGGAUUGAUGUUGCUCAUGCCACUGUUAUUGUUAUACUGUUGCUUGCAUAAUUAUAUACAAUUUUUUUUUAUUUUUA